Messenger RNA from Zingiber officinale, 1488 nucleotides. RefSeq lists its product as uncharacterized. The transcript has 4 exons. Bases 1 to 1488 code for a protein of 495 amino acids. The record is from RefSeq and is a predicted model, not a curated record. Lineage: Eukaryota; Viridiplantae; Streptophyta; Magnoliopsida; Zingiberales; Zingiberaceae.
AUGCAGGGCUUUGUUGAUACCAGUUAUGCUGGGAGCAGUAGCAGUGAUCUGGGUGAUGGUACAGCAGUAGAGGUGGAUUCACAGCAGCAAUGGACAGUGCAAACUAGAGCAAGAUCAACAAAAAGACAAAUGCUUGCGAAUCAGAUGCAUAUUAGAAAUCGGCAGACACAGAAAAUGAAUGGAGCACUGGAUUCUGCAAAUAAAGGAAAAAUGAGUUCAGUCAAGAAAAGUGAUAGCAAACAGAAAUGCAGCACACAUCUGCAACAACAACUGGAACAGGCUGACUAUCAGGAUGGCACAAUAGGAAACAGAAUGGCACAGCAAACAAAAGUACAAGCUGGAAUCCGGAAGAACAGAUUCUUGCCAGCCAAGCAGAAUGACACAGCAGUGGAAGACAAAGAAGGUGGUAUGCCAGUGACUGCUUAUCAAAUCUCAGAUUUUCAAGACUGUGUUCUACAUAAUGGAUUGGAGGACUUACCUCAAGUAGGUUGCAAAUACACUUGGUCCAAUAUGGAGGUCUCUUGCAAAUUAGAUAGAAGCAUGGUCAAUAAGAUGUGGAUGGAGCAGGAGAUGAGGGGAUUGGCUAGCUACUUACCACCAUGUUACAUCUCGGAUCACACUCCAUGUGUGGUCAACAUUAUGGCAACUAUAGAGCAACCAAAGAAACCCUUCAAAUUCUUCAAUAUGUGGACCACCCAUGAAGAUUAUAACAAGGUGAUGGAGGAGCAAUGGGUAAGCAUUGGGCUGGGCACAUUGCAGGGCACGACACAAUUCAGGUUCAAGGUGAAAUUGCAACGUUUGAAAGCCACUUUUCGGCAGUUUAACAGGCUACAUUUUCAGCACAUAAAAGAGCGAUCACUACGGGCGCAAGAGGAGCUUCAAAGGAUGCAGGAAGAUGGCUACGCUACUGGGAUUUUUGAAGAUGGAUACCAGCAAGUCCGAAAAAGAGUAGACCAACUCAGCAAGGAAGAUUUUCUCUAUUGUAAACAAAAGGCUAAGUGCAAGGUUGCUUGGCACAAGUCUGCAAAGAACACCACUCACCACCGAAUGCAUAAGUUAUGGAAGAACAUUAAAUCUGGAACAGCAGGACAAUUUGAUAAGGAUGCCAACGAGGAGGAGAUCAAGAAGGCCCUCUUUAGCAUAGGUGAUCAAAAAGCGCCGGGUCCGGAUGUGUAUGGAUCAAAGUUCUUCAAGCACUCAUGGGAUCUCCUCAAAGGGGAAUUGGUGGCUGCAAUAAUGGAGUUCUUUCGACAUGGGAAGCUUCUCAAGCAGUGGAAUCACUCCCUCAUCUCACUAGUCCCAAAGGUGCCACAACCAAGUAGAGUAGCGGAUUACCGACCCAUCUCAUGUUGUACGGUGUUUUACAAGAUAAUUUCGAAGAUCUUAUCCUCUAGACUUGUUGAUGUUGUUGAGUACUUAUUUCAUCCGGCACAACCGGCUUUUGUCAAGGGAAGGAAUAUCACUGAUAAUAUACAUUUGGCACAAUAA